Messenger RNA from Salvia hispanica, 1573 nucleotides. Its product is annotated as aspartyl protease AED3-like. The record is from RefSeq and is a predicted model, not a curated record. NCBI's taxonomy places the organism in Eukaryota, Viridiplantae, Streptophyta, Magnoliopsida, Lamiales, Lamiaceae.
UCAACUAAGAGUCCUUCAGUUGAUGAUCUAUAAAUAAAAAACCACACCCAAUCACCAAUCUCCACCCAAACCCAAAAAUGGGCACUCUCUUCUUCCCUCUAGUAACCCUCAUUCUCUCUCUAUCCCAUUCCCAUGCCCUCAACUGCCAUGCACCUGCACCACCCCCACUAGACUCCUCCACCCUCCAGCUCCUCCAUGCCAACAGCCCAUGCUCUCCCUUCCGCCCCAAAACACCCCUCUCCUGGCAGGAUUCCGUCCUCCGGAUGCAGUCCAACGACGCCGCCCGCCUCCAAUACCUCUCCACCCUCCUCGCCGCCACCACCGGCAAGAGGAUCGCCCCCAUCGCCUCCGGCCGGGCCGUCACGCAGAACCCUACCUACAUUGUCCGCGCCGCCAUCGGCACCCCCGCGCAGACGCUGCUCAUGGCCGUCGACACCAGCAACGACGCCGCCUGGGUCCCCUGCACCGGCUGCGUCGGAUGCUCGUCCGCCGCCGCGGGUUUUAGCCCGGCUGCGUCGGCCUCGUUCAAGCCCGUGAGCUGCGGCGCCGCGCAGUGCGCUCAGGUGCCAAAUCCAAGCUGCGGUGGCGCCACCUGCGGCUUCAACCUUACCUACGGCGGCUCCACCGUUGCCGCCACCCUGGGUCAGGAUAACAUCACACUCGCGACAGACUCCAUCCCCGGCUACACCUUCGGGUGCAUCACGAAGGCGACAGGAACGUCAAUCCCGUCGCAGGGGCUAUUGGGCCUGGGCCGAGGCCCACUAUCGCUAAUGUCCCAAACAUCAAGCCUCUACCAGUCCAUAUUCUCAUAUUGUUUGCCGGGCUACAAAUCCACUAGUUUUAGUGGAUCUUUGAGAUUGGGGCCCAAUAGCCAGCCCAUAAGAAUUCAAACCACUCCAUUGCUCAAGAAUCCAAGAAGAUCCUCUUUCUAUUAUGUCAAUCUCAUGGGAAUUAGGGUUGGAAGAAGUGUUGUCAACAUCCCACCUACUGCAUUUGCCUUUGAUCCCUCUACUGGGGCUGGAACCGUUAUCGAUUCAGGCACGGUGUUCACCGUACUUGUGAAGCCCGCCUACACAGCGGUGAGAGACGAGGUUCGGCGGAAGAUGGGAAAUGCCACGGUGUCAUCCCUCGGAGGCUUCGACACGUGCUACACCGUGCCGGUCACAGUGCCUACCAUAACCUUUAUGUUUCAGGGGUUGAACAUGAGCCUCCCACAGGACAAUUUCCUCAUCCGCAGCAGCUCCGGCACCACCUCCUGCCUCGCCAUGGCUGCAGCUCCCGACACCGGGGUCAACUCCGUCCUCAACGUCAUCGCCUCCUUCCAGCAGCAGAACCGCCGCGUUCUCAUCGAUGUUGCCAACUCUAAGCUCGGCAUUGCGCGUGAGUCAUGCACUUAGAGUGAGAGAGAGAGAGAGUGAUGUGUGAUUAUAUAUCACAUUUUGUAUCUUUUUUUAGCUAUGUGUAAUUUAAUUUGGAGUUGUAUGUUUAAGCAGAUAUUGGGCUGUAACAAUCCAAAUAACUAAAUUUGGAGACUUUAGUAAAUUGGAGUUGAAAAUGGAAUGAUGAUUGGCAA